Messenger RNA from Varroa destructor (honeybee mite), 3173 nucleotides. RefSeq lists its product as uncharacterized. The record is from RefSeq and is a predicted model, not a curated record. Lineage: Eukaryota; Metazoa; Arthropoda; Arachnida; Mesostigmata; Varroidae.
CGGAGAAAAACGACGAGGUGCUUUGUCUUCUAGGUGGCAGUCGCGGCAAGAUAUUGCAGCUUAGAUUCGUAGUAGACCUGCUGGUACUUCUCGAGCUGGCUACGGCAGGCUUUGGAUCUCAUUGUAUCCGAUAUCGUGUCUAGAAUAGAACAGUGGUGUGAAACAAGAAUUGAAUCCAAUUACAUUGCUUUGGAGUACAAAAUAUUGUAGCUGUCGAGGCUGAUUGCUCGGCUGUGAAGCCCGAACAAGUGCGGUAGCAGAAACUUGAGCCCAUAAAUAGUACUUUAACAAAAUUCGGGAUAUCCGUAAUGUAUAGCUUCUAUGAAAUUGUUAAGGAAAAAGCUUUGUAGACGAUUGUUUUGUGGACUUGCUAGUGAAUGCGUAAAUUUGACGAAACGUCUAGUGAUAAGAGGACGAAUUCGGCAUUGCAAAGAGUGACCGACCGGCGAACUGUUAUUUGAUUAUAUCUGUGACAGAGUGGUUACUAUGGAGAUAAACAGGACUUCGUAGCAGAGAAUGAAGUCGUCCCUAUCGACUUCUCGCUAGUUAGCGACGACCUGCCUCGUUUGGUUCGCCGCACAUAUCACCUCUACGCAGCGUAUCGAAUUAUGGAUCCAAUACCAAAUUACAGAUCUCGUAAUAGCAAGAGGUAACGUACUCGAUCACCGUCGUUAUAAUUGAGCUCACAAGACGAAGACAACAGUGAUAUCGAGACAUAUGCUAAACGGAUAAGGAAAAUGUGCAACAGCAGUAAUUUCGGGGAAGAUGAUAGUAGCGAAGAGUCAAACGGGCCUGUAGUACUCGAUACCUUUGGAGGUGAAAGUCUGUCUUUUGAAAGAAAAAACGCUACAGUACGGGGUCUAUUUCAGCCAGAGGUGGAUUGCAUUGCAGAUUUCUCGGAAGGGACAGAUGACGUUUUUUUUGGCAGUGAUUUCGGCAAUAACGAAAAUCAUGAUCUCAUAACGGAGCAACAGAAAGAUGUGAUACUUGAGAGUCUUAUGAGAGAUUUGAGUAAUGUUGGCACCCGGUUGGAGACGCGACACAAAACAUACAGUAGCGACUGUAAAGUCGCAGACCAAGUCUGUGUUAACACAGGGAAUUUUCUCGCUGGCAAUCCAGAAAAGGAGGAACGGCAAACUAAAAAUAACAUGACGGUGCCAUUAGAUAAUUUCUGUAAAAAUCUCGAAGCUGGAAUUGUUACUAACGAUUUGCGACGUCCGUUGUUACCCGAGGAACAGCUCGCAAGAGUGGCGGUAAAUGAUCCCUUGAAGCUCAGUGCCCAGGGUUCAGAUGUGGAUCCGAAAUUUUCGAAAUCGCCAAUCAUUGAAGUUUCGUUAUUAGGCCAAAGCCUUGAACAACGACGAGCCUCGAAAGAUGAACUGUCAAGUUCGACCGGAGACCAGCUGUGCGUGGUGAAAACACAUCGAAAAUCACGAUUAACUGCAGAUCGCGCGCUGGCCCUUGUCGGCGACGAAGUGCGUUUGCAGCGGACAACUCGACGGGACUUGCUGAAACGUAAUGCCAGUAGCUUUGCUGAGUUGGAUGGUGGACUCACGUGUUUCGUUCUGGUUGAGAGGCUGGAAGACGUAGUAGCGAAAAUGAAGCGGAAGGCUCGGGCAUCGCCUACAAAAAAUAAACCACUGAAGGACAGUGGCGAGAACAGUUCCACCAACAACACCUCGAAUAGGAAUAACGACAAUAAUGAAGAACUUGAUAUCUUCAACGGCAGAAUCGUCAUUAAUAAUAAUAAUGGUAGUAACAGCAAGAACACCACUAGACACGAUAGCCACAGCCAUGCUAAUUGUGACGAAGGGGACAAUCUGGAGUCGCGAGAACAAAAGCCUUCCAUGUCAGAAAUUCAAGAGUUUGCUAUUCUUCGCCAGCAGGAACCGCAGGCGAGGAUCUGGGCAAACCAUCUUGGCGCUGGAAUUCAGACUCGUUCCUCAAAGUCGAAUAUAGGCAAGAAAGAGCACAAUGUAAACGGUUUCCCGUUGUUGCCAGAAGCCUUAUGUCAGACAAAUGUUGAUUCAGGUGAUCCCGUAUUUCACUCAGAGGACGACGGCGAUCCUCGAUCGUUUGCAGAUCUGUUCGGGAAUUCAUCCAGAACCCCACAAACAACUGGUCAGGACCAGCGAUCCAGUCGUCCUGAUGUUUUAGUGUCAUCGCUUGCGUGCACUUUUAUGAGCGUGGCGUCAACAAUUCUCAGUACGAGAAAAAGGUUAGAGACGUCUUCAACACCUUGUCGAUGCUCAGGACGUAUGUUGUCGAGAGAUUCUGGCUUUGUCGACAGCGAGGAUAGCCGUGCGUCUAUUAUAGAUAGCAAUAGCAGGCUGGACGAUUACUGGAUACGGCGACGGAAGCACUGGGAGGUAACUGAUAUACGGGAGGAAGUCCGCGAACUCCUUGGUUUCAUUCCAGAUGAUUCGCCACCGCCAGUGCUAGCACCGGUGCAUAUUCCGUCCGGUGCACAGAAGGUUGUUACUCAAAUAAACCUUGGCACAAAGCGCAGAGCUUCAAAAACAUUAAAAAAAGCCGUGACACCUUCAGUAAUUACUACUGGCAAAUGUAACCAUAUGCCUAAAUCAAAACGCGCGAGGACCUUGCCGGCUGCACUCGAUGAGGGUAACCUGUGGCAAAACAGGAAAAAAUCGAAUGUAACUGUGAGCAAACGCAGUGGCCGAAGUAUUCGUCCAGCAGAGCGUAUGGAUAUGUAAAUGUGUAUUUCCAACGUGUUUGGAAAAUGCUAAACGUUAUUUCUUUUUGAAUACGCAAAGACUCGAUGCAAUGGUAUAUGUAAGUAAAUGUUACAUUAUUAUAGAUAGAAAUAGAAAACAAUAAAACCGUAAACAUUGAAGCAAAAAGGAACAUGAGCUAGGGCUACGCACAAUUAUACUGCCUAAUUAUAAACGUCAGCAACUGCAAAGAAAGAAGGAACAAGUACUUCCGCUUUUAUAUACGACUAAAGGUUCAGCGAUUCAGUGCUCAUAAAGCCUGGAGCCCAGUGUCAAAAGGUGGAUCAAUGAACGCUCUGUAUAAAUAAUACCACUCCGUAUAGCGUAUCACUCGUAUACGAUGCAUAAAGUAAAGCAAGGUGUUGGCACAUAAGUUGAUAUCUAUAUAUGUUAUGUGUGUAGAAAAAAAUAAACCGUAUUUGUGAGAAAAUAUAUUUUAUA